AAGAUAGCAUCAAUAUUAAACAUAUCAGAAAAAAAAACUACGCGCAGUUGGCCUUCAAGCAUGGAGACGUGACAGUUUUCGGUGCCGUUAUCUGGACGAAAUAUAUUAUCAACUACCUUUACACACAGUUUAAGAGGGAAUGUUGACAUAUGCACAUACCUUGCAUCGGGUACAAGCUUUAACGAAAGCGAACUUGAUGAAGUAAGGGAACACAUGACACUCCACGUCAAAGCUGUGGUAUUACUUGUCAUUGUAACUGAAGCUUUGUCAUCGAUGAUUUGUUCGAGUGUGUGUCGUGACCAGAAAAAUGUUUCUGUACCAUGUAGCCUCAGGACCUUCUCCGAAUACGAUACGAUAUUGUUGUAUCCGCCACCUAAGGACCAUUGUGGCCCCUCCAAACCAGUGGAAUUUAAGGGUCACGUGCUAUACCCGCCGGAUCACUUAAAAGCAGUACUGGUGUUCACGUGGAGAAGUCCUGAUGACUCCUCCAUUAAGGACUUGGUUGGAUUUCAGAUCACUGUCACAUUCCCAACAAGACAAACUGAGUCACCGACACAGGUUUUCCGAAUAAGGUUCGACAAUUCGUCGACACAUCGAGACUGGUCCUACCAAUUGUCCUGCACAUACACCAAGCCAUCUAUCGACGUCAGAGUAAAUGCUUACUGCCAGAGUCUGCCCAUGUGUGACAACCAUCUCUCAACAUACAAUUUAUCAAUUAACGUGACCCCACAACAAGAUAAAGAUGAGGAUCUAAAUGUUGACACUGCCUCAGCGACAGAGAGGUGGCACCCUGCAUCGACGAUCCCCUCUAAACCAGAUAAAACAGUCGUCGCUGUUGUAGUUUCAGUUGUAUUGGUGAUCAGUUUAACUGGUUUAGUUUGGUUUCUACGUUACAAAGUAUUAAAAACAAAGGAACUUACCUUGAAUUCCACGAGGAAAGGUAGAGAACCUAGCGAUGGACGUUCUACAAACAGUCGCCAUGGCAACACCACAAGCAAAGCCAGAGAUGCCGACCAAAACACACCAACAAAGUUUCAUAUUGAACAGAAUAAUGUUAAAGAAAACAACAGCUGCUCUCACAUGAAUUUCCCAGUUUAUCCAAAAGGCCCUUGUCCCGUGCAUGGCUGUCUUUCACCGAUAGCCACAGACACUCCUGUGGCAGCUGUACAUAGCCAGAAGAAUAGGAUACAUAGUGGUGGCGAUACAUUCUCCAGAGAACAAAUAUUGCUGAAAGAUUUCCGUAAGAGAGAACCACAAGCGGUCAUUGCGGGUGAGAGAGAUGAUAUCUGUAUGUACAAUUCAACACGCAUUGAGGAGAAAUGGCUGAAGUUAAAUGAAGAGAUAUUAUAAUUCCAUAUUUACAAAUCAUUCACAAUAACAUUGCUUGAAUUAAUACCUUAGUUUAAAAAAUCUACCUCACAAAAUUACCAUUAAUCCAUUGAACUACCACUAGUUGUCUCCCUUUAACCAAUCAUCGUGCAAUCUGGUUGUUUAGUCAAAGUGUUAUGGUAUCAUUAGAUAGUUUUCUACGUACCUUUAAUUGAGAAUUAAUAACUAUUCGGUUUUAACUAUAUUGUUGAAAUAAGGCUGUAUUCUUACACUGACCAUUAUUUCCCCUUCGUUCAAUGUUCGUAAUAAUUGUAUUAUAAAAUGACAAUGAUAUGAACCCUAGCAUUAGCCAACUUUCAUUCGUUUUCUGACAUUUUCUGACAUUUUCUCUGCAUAGAAAUUACCUUUUUCUGAAGUAUGUUGUAUAUAUCAUUUAUAUCAUUAUUUCUUUUAAAAUUGAUAUUCAAAUUCGUCAUUCACUUUUGGAGAAGCGAUUUCGAUAAAAAAUGAGAUAACAAUCUAUCCUCGCCAAUGUUCAUAAUCCGCACAUAAACCUAAUCUGAGUCAAUAUUUUUAAUUUUAUGUCGAAUAAAAAAAAACUAGUGAAAUAAAAAGUAAACAUUCAGGUUUCAUUCAUACAGAUGGCAAGAAAAUCAAAUAUAUUUUUACCCAGAUAGAACGAAAUUUAUUAUUAUUGUUUUUGCAACAACUGCAAAAUAUAUUGAAUCACUCUUGUCGACCAGGAAAUAUAGAGGUUACACAAUGAGCGGUUGCUGUAUGUGGUAUUUCUUUUUUUAACUUGAAAAAUAACUAUCGAGAGUGAUAGAAAUACUUUAUACAACAACCAAGCGUUUGUGUGACCUGUUUCUACCACAAUAGAAAAGCUAUUCUGAGGAUGAAUUGACCUAUUUUAUUUUAACGUGUGUUCUCUUCACACUAUCAGGGUGAGGUAGUAGGAUAUAACCUUCAUAAAAAUUCCGCUAAUUAAUAUGCAAAACUGACAAUUUCUGAAAAAUAUUGAAAUAUUACAAUUAAUUUCAAAUCACACAAAUAAUAAGCAAUUUCAUUCUUUUCAAAUCAAUAAAUUGAAGGAAAUCUAUAUAUAUUUUCAUGUAUAUGACAAAAACAACUGUGAACUACUUCUUGUGUGGUAUCAUUUCCAGGACAUCGUGAAGCGACUUCAAGUUUAGCCAAUCAAAUCGCAUUGAACCAUGUGAUUUAAAAAAAGUCCCGGUGAACGGUCAGCGUGUCAACCAAUCACAACGCAUUUAGAGUUUAUUCCAAAUGUGGUAUAAAAUUUGGUAAAUGUUACCAAUCUAAUUAGAAAUAUGUUAAAAUUCAGGCUAUAAAGAAAUUCAACCUAAAAGUCCAUAACAUCCCAUCCAAUUAGAACCACCUAUGAUGACAGAUUGUGACAAAGGAACAAACUUGGUAGAGGACCUUUAGUAUUUAGAUAAUGUACAUAUAUAUUAAACGGUUUCAGAUAACUGUCUAAAUAUGUUCCAGCCUAUCAAAGCUCUUAGUAGCAAUCUUCAACGACAAAUCUGGACAAAUUCUUACAUUUUGUAUAUAUGUUUGGUAUUUGGCAUCUUUUGGUAGCUGUUGUCUGAUUAUCAAUGUAAGCAGUCACUGUCUUUGUUGAAACCCUUUAACACACAGAGGGUCAAAACAUCAAUGUUACAAGAGUUAUCUUUCUUAGUGUACUUUCUCUUCUCCUCCUUGUACAUUGAUGUUCUUCCUUUCAAUGCAACAGCUUUGCUGUAAUCAGCUUUGUAAUCUGCAUGUAUUAUCAUUUUGUUUUCAAAAUUUGUAUACUGUCACAUCAGGAAAACAAUAAUGAAAUGGAUGAUAUAUUGUUGUUUGUUCAUCAGGAAACACAAAUCAAUUUACGGUAUUACUCUCAUAAUAAUAAAUUUA
This is a messenger RNA of Pecten maximus, 3246 nucleotides long. RefSeq lists its product as uncharacterized. Bases 214 to 1350 code for a protein of 378 amino acids. NCBI's taxonomy places the organism in Eukaryota, Metazoa, Mollusca, Bivalvia, Pectinida, Pectinidae. The record is from RefSeq and is a predicted model, not a curated record. The transcript is spliced from 7 exons.